Zymoseptoria tritici IPO323 is the source of this 795-nucleotide messenger RNA. RefSeq lists its product as uncharacterized. The transcript has a single exon. NCBI's taxonomy places the organism in Eukaryota, Fungi, Ascomycota, Dothideomycetes, Mycosphaerellales, Mycosphaerellaceae. The record is from RefSeq and is a predicted model, not a curated record. Bases 1 to 795 code for a protein of 264 amino acids.
AUGCAAUUCUUCAACCCAUUCACUUUCGCAGCGACCACCAUCCUGCCCUUGAUCGCCGCCCAGCAGAUGAACAUUCCCUCCUGCGCAUCCAGCCCUCUACUCUCCGUCAUCACCGACUUUGGCUGCCAGAUCGAGCCUCGAGACUGCUACUGCACCAAGCCCGAGGUCGUUCAAUCGAUUGCCUCUGCAGUCGUACCAGCGUGCUCGGGUGCUAUCGAUCAAGCGGGCAUCUCGUCUGUCGUCAGCUCGUUCUGCGCCAUCACAGCUACAGCUGAGGAGUCGACUAUCGAUACAACCAUCUCGAAGAGGACGAUUACGAGGGAGCUCACGACGACUGUUGACGGUGGACCGAUCGCUCCUCCUGGAAUCACGGACGCUGCGACACUUCCUGAGAGCGAGCCUGCCGAGGAAACAGCUCCCACGGGCGACCUCUCUUCCGCCGACAUUCCUUCACCCACCGCCGCUGCGCCCAUCACGGACGAUAGCUCUCCCGAGGACGGCGCCGCACCCACAGACUCUCCACCUUCGCCAACUGAUGGACCGUCCAACACUGACGAAGCUGCGAUCCCUUUCACCACCGCAGCUCCUGAGGCAGAGAUUAGCACGGCGGACGUCCCGACAGCCGAGGAGCAACCUGCUUUGACAACAGCUUCCAACCCGAACAAUCUUACUGCGCCCUCUGCCGGCGACAAUCCUCCGCCAGCUGCAUUCACCGGCGCAGGGAAUCUGCGCAAUAACGUUGCGGCGCUGGUCUUAGCGCUUGCAGGUAUGGGCUGGGUGUUUGCGGAGUUGUGA